Molecule: messenger RNA, 5631 nt
Organism: Anopheles cruzii
Lineage: Eukaryota; Metazoa; Arthropoda; Insecta; Diptera; Culicidae
Product: muscle-specific protein 300 kDa-like
Exons: 3
Biological process (GO): nuclear migration
Cellular component (GO): meiotic nuclear membrane microtubule tethering complex; cytoplasm; nuclear outer membrane
Molecular function (GO): actin filament binding
Source: RefSeq, a predicted model, not a curated record
CAGCAGUGGAUCCGGGAGCGGGAGACGAAGCUGCAGCAGGUCUGUGACCAGAAGGUGGUCCGCUUCCGGUUGACGGGAGCCUCACCGGUGGCCACAUCGGGCGCGGGCGGUUCGAGUGCGCUGAGUGAGCGGCGGGCGAACCUACGGCAGGCCAACGACAUCGUGCAGGACAUCGAGAGUUUCGAGCCGAUGAUCGCGUCGGUCGCGAGUAAGGCUUCGGACCUUCGGCAGACAUCGCCAGCCUCGGAGAUUGCGACCAAGUACGAGACGCUCAGUCAGCAGGCACGGCAGCUGCUGGAGAAGGAGAGGGCCACGGUCGAGCGGCAACAGGCGUUCGUGGACGCAAGCAACGAGCUGGCCGCGUGGAUCCGUCACGCUCAGGAAUCGCUGGCCAAGUGUUCGGAACCGCGCGGUGACAAGGAAACCCUGGUGUCACGUCGGACGCAAGCGAAGAUCCUGGACGGUGAGGUGCCGGCCGGUCAGCGCAAGCUGGAACGGGCUCUCGAGCAGGCGGAAGUGGCGUGCCGGGCGGUCAGCGGUGACACGGAAGAAGUCGAGGCCAUCGAGAGCGAGGUAGCGAUCCUUCAGGAUGAGUUCGAUCGGUAUUGCACCGACCUCCGGCGGGUCAGUGGGGCGUUGGAGGCCGGGAUCGUGCGGUGGACGGAGUACGACGACCAGUACGGGGUGGCCGUCCGUUGGCUGGACACGUGCGAACAGGAGGUCCAGACGUACAACCGGAUGCAGCCGAGCCUUCCCGAGAAGAAGCGUGUCCUGGAGGAGUUCCAGGAUCGGCUGCAGACGCUGUUCGAUUGGCAGCGCGAGUUGGACAACUUGAACCAGCGCGCCCAGGUCCUGCUGGACAUUUGUGCGGAUACGCGCGUCAGCAACGGGGUCACGCAGUUGACCACAAAGUACAACGUGCUGCUGUCGAUCGCCAAGGAGCUGAUGCGGCGGCUGGAAGCGCACUAUCAGGAGCACCAGCAGCACAACACACUGUACGGCGAGUGCCAGGACUGGUUGGAUCGGAUGCGGGAGAAGCUGGCGGAAUGCGAAGCGGUCCCGCGAACGGUGGCCGACACACAAGCCAAGUUGAACGUGGUGAAGGGUGUGCGGCAGUCGCUGGAACAGGGUCAGAACCGGUUGCGGUACCUGUGCGAGUUGAAGGAGCGAAUCGUACUCGGAACGGAAGCCAGCGGGGCGACCAAGAUCGAAGAGGACACGGAUGGGUUGCGGGGCGAGUACGAGGCACUGAUGGUGGACAUCACGGAGACGCGUCAGCGGCUGACGGCGCACCUAGCGCAGCUCGAGGAGCUCGGAAAGUUGUCCCGUCUGGUGGCCGAGUGGUGCGACGAGGUACGCACGAAGCUGGGGGAACCAAUGGGGCCGGAACUGGCCGACCGUCGGGCGCUUCUGGAGCGCUACCGGGCUAUCCACCGCGAGACGGGCAACUACGGGGAGGUGGUGGAGAAGAUCCGUACCAAACUGGCCGACACUAGCUCGGGAGUCGCGCUGGACGUGGAGGGCGAGGUGGGAGCGAUCCUCACCUCGUACGAGGAGCUGACCGCACAGGUAGCGUCCGAGAUCGAGCGGCUCGAGAACCAGGUUAACAGCCACGAGCGCUUCCGGCAGGCGGUGGGCGCGCUGUACGAGUGGCUAAAGGCCGCCCGUCAGACCAUCGAGCAGUCCUCGGACUUCCACGGUGACCGGGAACACAUCGUGGCGCGGCUCGGGAAGUUACGUGAAGCGGAAGCGACGUUCGGUGCGGGUCGACAGCUACUGGAGACCGUGGUCGAGUUGGGUAACGGGCUGGCAGCGAUGGCUAUCGGUCAGGAAGGGCAGGACACCGUCCGGCAGGAGAUGGCACAGGUGCGAUCGGACUGGGCAGAGUUGGAGGCGCUCUCGACGGCCGCCCAGCAAACGCUGGCCGAGUGUCUGGCGUCCUGGGACAGCUUCCUGGGCCAAUCGGAACAACUCGGGGCGUUCCUGCAGGAGCAUGACGCGAAGGUGGACGGACUGGCGACGGACAGCGACCAGGAUGCGGUCCUCGCGCAGCUCAAGCACAUCCAUGAGCUGAUCCUGACCAGGAAGGGCACCGUCGAGGAGCUGAGCGAUGUGUGCGAGGCGCUGAUGGAGAAGAGCGCCUGCUCGACGGUGCGCGACCGGACGGUCGAGCUGCAGAAGAGCUACUCGGCGUUGUUGACCAAAGUGCAAGGAUUAGUGACGCAGUCGGAGAAGAACCUCGUCAGCCACACGGAGUUCCUGUGCUACAAGGACGAGAUCAACCGCUGGCUGGCUGACGCCAACGCGACCAUCAAGAACUGUGCGAACGUGGCGGCGGAUGAUGUGACGGUGGUGCGGCAGAAGGUGGCGCAGCUGCAGGCUCUCUCGGGUGCCGUUCCCCAGGGUCAGAAGCUGUUCGAGAUGCUGCAGGAUGCGUUCACCAAAUCUUCUUACCUUUACCCGGAGGACCGACAGACCAGCAUGUUCCAGGACCUGUCGAACAUUCGCGAUUCGCUCGAUACGGUCCUGAUCGGUAUCGGCUCGUCGCUUAACACGCUGAACGCGCAGGCAGGGCGGCUGGAGUCGUACGAGGAGCUGAAGCGACGGGUGGCCGAGUGGCUCACGGCGACCGAGGCUUGGUUCGGAGCGCUUCCCGAGACGCACGGUGGCGAGCUGACGGAGGUGAAAACGCUGCUGGAACGGUUGAAGCACACGCAGACGGAGAUCGCGUUUAAGCAGGCCGAUCUGGGAGCGCUUCACCGUGAAGCGGCCACCCUGUUCGAUACGAGCCGCGGUGAAGUGGAGCGUGUGGCCGGACUGCAGUCCCGGUGCGGCAAGCUGAGCGAUCGGUGCACCGAGCGCAUCCGGGCGGGCGAGACCGAGCUCGAGGAUCAGAUGGCGUACUACGCGAACCUGCAGGAGAUCGAGCGGUGGCUGCUGCAGAUCUCGUUCCAGCUGAUGGCGCACAACUCGCUGUACAUCUACAACCGCGAGCAGACCCUCGAGCAGAUUGCACAGCACGAGCGGCUACUGGGCGAUAUCCAGCGGUACCAGGUGACGAUCGAUGACUUCAACGCGAAGGGUCAGGCCCAGAUCGAGCGGUACGUGCUGGGGGCACCCGCAAUCCGCGGUCGGAUCGAGACACAGAUGCGGAACAUCCGUGACAGCUACGGAUCGCUGCUGAACACGUCGGUCCAGAUCAAGAACCGGCUGCACGAGUCGCUGGCUAAGUUCCAAGAGUACGAGGACACGCUGGACGACAUCGGGCGGCAACUGGACGAGCUGGAACCGCGGGUGGCCGAUGAGCGGCAGGUGGGUGUGACGGAUUACGCGGCCGGCCAGCGGCAGCUCGAGAGUGCCCAGGCCAUCCACAACCAGCUGCUGGUGGAGAAGAGCCGUCUGAUGUGCGCGGUACAAGCGUGCGAAGCGGCCACCGCCAGCAUUAGCCGGCCCAGUUCGCCGAUGGACAACGUGUCGCAGAUGAUCCCGGAGAAGGAGCUGAUGGUACGUGCCCGGCUUGAGGAUCUGAUCGACGACGUGCAGCGGUGGAUCGGUGAGUUGGUGACGGCGAUCGGGGACUGCGAGCGUCAGCACCGGCAGCGGGUGGAACUGGAGGGCUGGAUCGCGCGGCAACGGGCAGCGGUGGCCGAUUGGGGAUCCAAACCGGCCAAGUUCCGGCCCGAUGCGGCCGAGCAGGAGUUGCGUGCGAUGGGCGAGUUGAGCCGCUCGGUGACGGUGAAGCGUGACGACUUGACCGGUGACUCCGAGCAGGACCGGCGGUUGCGGGACGAUCUGGAGCAACUGCAGGCCACGCUGCGGCAGGUGAUGGAACGCAAACGGGACGAUCAGCUGGCCAUCGAGAAGUACCGGAAGCAGUACGACGACGUCCAGAGCUGGCUCGAUGCGAUCACACACCAGAUCGACUGCGUAGAGGCUGGCGGGGCCGGUGGGUUGAGCUGUCGGCAGAAGCUGGACAAGAUCUCGGGCAUCAAGCGCAUCCUGGAGGACGACUGCGACAUGCUGCCGAGUUUCCGGCGAAACGCGGAGCACAUCGCGCAGCUGGUGAGCAAUCUGGACGCACAGCAGGUGACGGAGCAGCUGAAGUCGGUUGACCGGCGGCACCGGGACAUCGCGAACCGGUUGACCCGCCGGCUGGACGUGGUCGAUUCGACUAACCGGACGUUCGGCAAGUUGCGCACUGACCUGGGUGAGUUGGCACGCUGGGCGGCGGAGAAGAACGAGGCACUGGGCGUGCCGUAUCAGCUCGGUUCGGACACGAAGUCGGCCGAGGCGCAGCAGCAGACGUUCCGGGCACUGGCGAAGGAGCUGGAGGGCAAACAGGCGUACCUGGACACACUCGGUAAGCGGUUCGCCAGCAUCCAGGCGGAUCUGGAGCCGAGCGAGAAGCAACAGGCGGAGGGUGAGCUGCAGCAGCUGGCCCGGACACUGGCCCAGCUGGGCGAUCGGGUUCGGGCUGAGGUGGAUCGUCUCGUGGAGGACAUCCUGUGCCGGAAGAACAUGCACAACAAUCUGGAUGUGACACGGGCCUGGAUCCGCACGAAGCAGGCGGACGUCGACAAGAUCUCCGACCAAAUCCCGCUGCUGGCGAGCAACGUCGGCUCCGAGAUCAAGCUGUGCCGGCGGCACGGCCAGGCGAUCCGGGAGUUCCAGGAGAACGCGUUCCGGGACGUAGCACGGCAGGUGCGUGAAAUCAUGAAGGAUUGCAGCGACGAAGGGAAGGCAAAACUGGCGCACGACUUUGGCGAGAUCGAGGUGCGGCUGGCGGAGUUGGUGGAGAGCUGCGCGCGGAAGGUGGAGUUUAUGGAGCGGGAGCACGGCAAGCGGCGCGAGUUUGAGGAGCGCCGCGAGCGCGUCUGGAGCUGGCUGACCGAGGCCGAGUCGCUGGUGUCGGCCGAUCUCCGGACGACCAGCUACGAGGCGGUGAAGGACCAGAGCCGCAGGUUCGACACGCUGUGCGGUGAGUGCGACGCGAUGAAGGCGGUCGUAAAGGAGGCGGACGAGUUUGCGGGCGCCAUCGGGCCCACGCUGAGCGAGCUGGACAAGACGCACAUCGGCAACCAGGUGAAGGUGCUGCGCGAAAAGUGGAACGCCGUCAGCAGCGUGCUGCGGGUGAAGUGCCAAAAGCUGAAGGAUCACCUGGCCGAGUACGAGGAUGCGCUGGGCCGGAUUGCGGGUUGCGUGGCGUUCAUCGCGGGCGUGCAGACGCGCCUGAAGGAACUGAACCGCCCCGUGACGAGCCGGAUCGAGAACAUUCAGGAAGUGCUGCUGGCUUACGAGCAGAUCCUGGGCAGUCUGAAGGAGAAGCGGCUCGAAAUGAGCACGAUCCUGCUGACCAACUUGCCGCAGUUGCGCGAGAACUCGACCAAACUGGAGGAGCUGAUUAUGGGAAUCGAGGAGCAGCUCCGGCGCCUCAAGUCGAUGCUGGUGCUGAAGGAGCAGUUCCUGGGGGCGAUCAACGAGAUCGUGAAGCAGAUCACCAAGAUCAACGGCGAUUUCAACACGGUCGACAACCUCAGCCCGACGGUCGAAGAACGGUUGGCCCGGUACGGGGACCUCGGGCGCGCCAUCGAGGCGUGCGAGGGGUUGCUGGUGGCCGCGACCGACAAGGGC